Messenger RNA from Erpetoichthys calabaricus (reedfish), 6122 nucleotides. It is a transcript of the gene nod1, whose product is annotated as nucleotide-binding oligomerization domain containing 1. Gene Ontology annotation, molecular function: protein binding. The coding region runs from base 199 to 3045 and encodes 948 amino acids. NCBI's taxonomy places the organism in Eukaryota, Metazoa, Chordata, Cladistia, Polypteriformes, Polypteridae. Gene Ontology annotation, biological process: regulation of apoptotic process. The record is from RefSeq and is a predicted model, not a curated record. The transcript is spliced from 12 exons.
CUUUACUUUCACUUUCCGCGAGUGCAGCGCAGCAGCGAACAGAGGAGCCUCCCUGAUGGGUUACCCACGGCCGGCGUGUUUUUAAUGCGUGACAGCUCAACCGGUGAGGAGACUAAACUCAGUGUGUGGACCUCGACCACCGAUAGAAGAGUAAUAAGAAAUAUGUGAAAAGGAAGAAGAAAAUAUGAAGUUUCAGAAAUGAAUGCCUUGGACAGCCAUGCUGUGGAAAACACCAGCUGCCCGAUAUCCGGCCAUCGCCUGCUUACUGUGCAUCGGGAGCGGCUGCUCGGCACCAUCAAGAACACCAAGUGCAUUCUGGAUAACUUAAUCCACAAUGAGUUCCUCUGCACUGAAGAUGCUGAGAUCAUUAUGCGGUCCUCCACCAAAACCGACCAGGUCCGGAAAAUUCUGGAACUGGUGCAGAGCAAAGGCGAGGAGGCCUGCCAGUACUUUCUUCACAUUCUGCAUGAAGCUUAUGAUGCUUACUUUGACCUGAGGCCCUGGUUUAAGGAGAUUCACUACCAGCCACUGGAGGACAUUAAGAAGAUACCCGUCCUGAACACAGAUCCGGUGAGCAAGUACUGUGAAAAGCUCCGAGACGAGCUGGAACGAGACACAAAGUUUAUCAUCUCUUAUACACAAGGAGAGGAGAUGCUGCUGGACGACAUGUACACCGACACCCUUAUUGAAAUAAUGAAUGAUCGCAAUGAGAGCCUGGGCUACCUGAACCACAUAACGGACCUGUUUGGAGACCACGGUGUCUUUAAUGAGCAUGCAGAGACCAUCUUAAUUAUUGGCGAUGCUGGUGUUGGCAAAUCCAUUUUGUUGCAAAAACUGCAGAAUCUGUGGUCUAGAAAAGAGCUAAACAUUGAGGCCAAGUUCUUCUUCACGUUCCGCUGCAGGAUGUUUGGGGUCUUCAAGGACACAGACAACCUUUCCUUAAAAGAUCUCCUUUUUAAAUACACGUGUUAUCCAGACAAAGAUCCCGAUGAUGAGGUCUUCAGAUACAUCAACCACUUUCCAGAGUCGGUUUUAUUCACCUUUGAUGGCUACGACGAGAUCCAGUCCGAGUGCGAUCUGAGCAAAUUUCCUGAAGUGUGUUCACCUGAGGAGAAGACUCAUCCGCUUCUUCUGCUUAUGAACCUCCUUAAAGGGAAGCUAUUAAAGGGGUCUAAAAAGGUCCUGACCGCUAGGAGUGGCACAGAAAUUCAGCAAAAAGUCAUCAGAAAGAAACUCGUCCUCAAAGGGUUCUCCAAGGACGGCCUUACAUUGUAUGCCAACCUGCACUUCAAGGACAGAAGCUACCGCACCCUGGUGCUGAACCAGUUGGACGCCAACCCUUACCUCUGCAGUCUUUGCUCCAUUCCGCUGUUCUGCUGGAUCAUUUUUAAAUGUUUCAAAUAUUUCCAGGCUGUCUACGACCAAUGUGAGCUGCCUUCAAUGUAUGUGACCCUCACCAAUGUCUUCCUGCUGAUGACUGAAGUAUUUCUGAACAAACGGAUUCAUCCUGGCCCACUGAAGAAAAAUAACCGGUGCCAAAGUGAAACCUUCAGGUUGUCAAAGCAGACUUUGAUUGGUUUUGCCAAGCUGGCGCACAAGGGAAUGGCGCAAAGCCGCUUCAUCUUUGACCCGGAGAGCAUCUCCACCUGCCACAUUGCAGAGAAGGACCUUGGCUUGGGCUUCCUCCGACCCGUCGCUCAUUACGAUGGAUGUGGAGAACCGUCCACCUUCGAGUUCCUUCACUUAACCCUCCAGUCUUUCUUUACGGCCUUUGCCUUGGUGGUUGAUGAGCAAGUCGACUCCAAAGACAUCCUGAAAUUUUUCACAGAAUGCGAUUACAGCAAGUCGCGGUGUUUUCCAACAUUCCCAUCUACAUCUUGCCUGAGCUCUUCCAAACCGAGAGGAAAAGACCCGUUUCAAAACAACGAACACUUCCAGUUCACCAACCUCUUUCUGUGUGGUUUGCUGUCCAGGAGCAGCGUUAGCCUCCUUGAGCACGUAGUGCCUCCCAUAAUGCUGAGAAGGAAGAGGGAGAUGUUAAAGUCGUUUCUGUCAGACACUGUGAAGUAUCAUUUGAAAAGCCUGCCGCGCACCAAAUCGGAGCAGGAGGGCUACAAAAUACACGGCAUGCCAACUUUUAUUUGGAUGCUCCGAUGUAUUUUUGAGACACAAAGUGAAGAAAUCGGAAAACUGACAGCAAAAGGUAUUUCAGCUAAUUACAUAAGACUGACGUGCUGCAAUGCGUAUUCUGCUGACUGUAGUGCCAUCAACUUUGUCUUGCAUCAUUACCGCAAAAGCAUCGGGCUUGACUUGGACAACAACAAUGUGAAUGACUAUGGCGUAAAGGAGCUCCAGCCAUGUUUUAGCAAGUUGUCCGUUCUUAGAUUGUCUGUUAAUCAGAUCACAGACUCCGGAGUGGAGGUCCUGGCUGAAGAGCUGGUCAAACACAAAGUCAUCAGCGUCCUCGGACUUUACAAGAAUCAGAUCACAGAUUAUGGAGCUCGCAUGGUAGCGAAGAUAGUAGAGGAGUGUCCAUGCCUUCGAAUUUUGAAGAUUGGAUACAACAGAAUUACAAGUGAAGGAGGAAAAUAUCUUGCCAGUGCAAUCCAGAAGAGCAAGUCCAUUUUUGACGUUGGAAUGUGGGGGAACACCAUAGGAGAUGAAGGAGCAAAAGCCUUCGCUGAAGCCCUGAAGAAUCACCCAAGUCUAACGAACCUAAGUCUUUCUGCAAAUGGAAUUUCUGCCGAAGGAGGAAAAAGCAUCGCGGCUGCACUGAGGGAGAACUCGUCAUUGCACAUAUUCUGGCUUUUGCAGAAUGAACUGAAUGACGAAGCGGCUGAAUAUUUCGCUGAAGCAAUUAAAGUGAACCGAGGAUUAACUCACUUGUGGUUAAUUGAGAAUAAAAUUACAGUGAAAGGCGCCAAGCUGCUUGCCGAAGCUCUGAAUGAGAACAGCUGCCUCAAGGAGGUCUGUUUGAAAGGAAAUCUUCUGUCCAGUGAAGACGAGAAGGCGUUUGAAACCCAGAAAAGACUGCUCUUCAACUGAUGUCACCAGCAGGUUUAGUGACCAGCAGACGCUGCUGGCACAGCUCGGGUACACAGCCCACCACAAACUCGCCAAGAGCGUCAGGGCUGUGCAAGGAGACAAAAUGAGACGACAGCAACGGCCGGCUGGGCCAAGAAGCGAAUCUUGUGGUGCGAGUGACGGACCUACAGGCUCGCAGGACGCUUUCUGUGUUUGUCGACGAGUGAACUUCAACGUGUGAGACCACCAAAGGAGGUCCGGCAGGCGGGCACGGCAGAGCCUCUGAACGUGGAGGGCUGGGAAAAGCAACUUUCAUUUUGCGUGGCGCAAAUCCAAUCAGAGGGCACAGAAGGGAAUAUUGGUGGCACUUGACGCUGAGGGCCAGUCGUGCUGAUCGACUCUUGUCAUCGUCGUCAUUCGUGAGUGUUGGUAUUCACCGUUUACGUGUCACAGAGCGGGUCGUUACUUCAUCUUGGGGCACUGCGCCUUGGUUCAGACACUUUGAUUACCACGACAAAGCUGCUGUCUGCACUGGCCUGCCACACUUGUGCUGUGCCACUCUACUGGGUGACAAGAGGGGGGGACAGCGGCCCUCACUCGAUGGCGCCAUUCUCGACAUUUCCGUACUAACAAACAGCAUGUGUCGUUCCCACGGUGACACGACAAGAGGGGCAGACAGAGGAAGGACCCCCAUCUUUAUAGCUCUUAGUGGCACUGAUUACUUGUUCCUGUUCUCAUUAAUCAGAGCAGAUCAGCAGGAUCUUCAAAGAGUUCACGAGUCGCUUUGUCCUCCGUUUGUGUUCCCCAGUUUAAAUUCUUUAUUACAUUGAAGUGUCCAUUGGUCUGUUGUCUCAGUUAUGUGGCAUUUGCUAAACGAUUUUCAACAGCACUGCUAGUCCUUGGGAUGCACCGUCUGUUGGAAUGAAAAGUGUAACUUGUUUAAUUACAGCAUGUUACAAAAUACAUUCCAACAGAUGGCGCACCGCAAGUGUUAACGCUGGACAGACGUCACCUAGAGGGUCUCGGACCUCCUAUCAGCGUAUUGCUUAUUUAUUUCUGAUAAGUCGGAGGGAUGACGACGCUUCGGUUUCCAUGUAAAAAUGGCCACUCUGCACUAUUCAAUGAUGGGUGACACUUCUGUGUCUGUCAUGUCACAGGUGAAAGGGGGCGCUCGAUUAAUGUCACGGUCCCUUUUUGCCUGGCGCCGAUUGCAGGAUGCUGAUUUAUCAGAGAUUGGCUUGAACUAUAAAAUCAGAGCUUUUAGUGACACGUGCGUUCAUCAGGCCCGUGUGAGGGCGGCCUUCACGGGUUGAUUGACGUCGUUAUCGGCCAUUCGAAAGGCUGCUUUUAUCUUGUGGACUUUUCUGUUGUGUCAAUCAAAGACAUUUGAAAGGGAGUCUGAGGCAGUGCCAGCCAGUGUGCCCGUGUCAGUGCCAUCUUUGAGUUUGUUCAGGGUGAUUUAUUGGUCACGAUUUCUGUUUGUUGUGCUACAAAGCGUCACAAGGUGACUUUCACAACAGCAGCUGAUCGAGAUGCGCCCUUGUCAGGCAAUGAAGGGCAGAAAGAGUUGUCUAUGCCAACGUCGCUUCCUUGGCACCGACUGCACAUGAUACGUGGGUUAUUUGUAUGUUCGCUCUUUACUGAUUUACUUGCACUUUGCAUUUGAUUUCUGUACAUGAAGAAUUUCUAGGGCCGGUCCUGUGUGGUGAGAUGGCAGUGCCAGAGCCGGGGCUGGCGCAGUUUUCUGCCUGCUGCUGAGUUGUGCCCUUUGGCAAAUGGAAUGAGCGCCUGCUGUGAUGGAGAAAGACGGCAGACGUGCGUACGCCGCGUCACGGGAGGCGCUUUACGUGUUCUCGUCUGCGUGUUUGUUUUAUGCUGAAGCCUUCAUUUCGGGUUUUCUGAUGUGCAGAAUUGAAACCUGCGCCCGUUUGCUGCUUUGAGGGUUUUGUUUUAAUGGUCUUCUCUGUUGCUGAAUGUCAUUUUGGAUGUUUGUUGUAGCAGCAAUUGCUGGAUAGACGGGAAAUGCGCUAUAAAACAGGCUUUUAUUGUGCCACCUCUCUGCGGUGCCAGAUAAGACAGAUGGCCAGAGGUUCAAGUGGCCUUAUUGUCACCUGCACGGAGGACACGCCGCCACUCCUCGGCCACAUCAUUUAGGAGUAGAGCUGCUUUACCGUGAAAUGCCCGUCUUCCUUACCCCCGUUUAGAAACCCAGGGGCAGCACUCAUACUGGAAAACGGGCGCCACGGACCUGCUGAGACUUUUAUUGCUUUCUUGUUGUGUUUUUUUUUUUGUGAUAAGGUCCCGUCAUUUUGUGUUUUUGGUCUUUGCUGUCCCUUAGCUUUGUGACGUCUCUCUGUAAUGGCAGCCCAGGCUGAUGUCGUACUGCAGAGCACCUGACGUGAACAGAAAGCUCAACUUGUGUCGAGUCAGAGGACGGUAAAGCACAAGGAUAGGGGGCUACAAGGAGCGGGCACACGUCAGACUUCACAAGACGUCUGGCCUCCAGCUCCUGAUUUAACGUCACCAUAAAUAUCUUACAAAUGCGUUUGCUUGGCUGUGGUUUUUUUGUUCUCCACUUUAUUUAUCUUACACAGCGCCCUUCAUAACUGGCACACAACGGAAAGCCCAAACAGAAGAGCACAGGACAACCAAAUGGAGUGAUGCCCGUCGCUCAGACUUGGAGUGACGGUGACCCAUCAGGAGGAGCAGAGCUGGGGGUCUCCCACAUGGCACACAAGGAGCAGCAAUGACUGACGGUCCUGGUGUGGAUCAGCCAUCAUGGCACCUUGGCAGCGCACCUCAAGAGUGACACCACAAGGAUGAUGAACUGAAAGGGUAGGGGACACGAGCAAAUCGGCUCACAGACUCGCAAGACCCCCAGCUAAGACCCCUCUAACUUUAUUUUUUGGUGUAAGUUGACAUUCUGGGGUCAAACUGACAAGGCCUAGAAAAGUAUAAAAAAAAAAUAUAUAUAUAUUUCAAUUGAGAAAAAAAAAUAAAAUGGUGUUUUUGUUCAGAGACGCACUUUGUACCAAUUUGUGGAUAUAAAAUUAACAAAAAGUGACAAACGUAUAAUGAGGUGGGGGGGGGGGGGGGGG